Molecule: messenger RNA, 649 nt
Organism: Aricia agestis (brown argus)
Lineage: Eukaryota; Metazoa; Arthropoda; Insecta; Lepidoptera; Lycaenidae
Gene: ND-ASHI
Product: NADH dehydrogenase [ubiquinone] 1 beta subcomplex subunit 8, mitochondrial
Exons: 3
Coding region: 72-593 (173 amino acids)
Cellular component (GO): mitochondrion
Source: RefSeq, a predicted model, not a curated record
UGACAAAUGACAAGGUCCCAAAGGGGAUAAAAAUCACUAAAUUCAGAUUUCCUAAUUAAUUCCUCGUAAUAAUGGCAUUGGCUUUGAUAAAAAAGUCAAUAUUGAGACCUAAUAACGUGAGAAAGUCCUUAGAAAUUUUUUGCAAUGCCACACGAAACCACUGGAAUUAUCAAUACAAACCGGGUCCGUAUCCAAAGACCGCUGAAGAACGCGCUGCAGCUGCAAAAAAAUACAAGUUAUCGAUAGAGGAAUAUGAACCUUACCCUGAAGAGAUGGGAUAUGGAGACUAUCCAAAAAUGCCUGACAUUGGUGCCGAUUCGAAGGAUAAUUUCUACCCUUACGAUUAUCCAGAAUUUAAAAGAAAUUUCAAUGAACCGUUCCAUGUGAAACAUGAAAUUAUUGGUGAAGAUCGUUACGAUAUAAGUAUGAGGCCAAGAGUUCCAGCGUCUGAAAUGUUGGUAUGGUUCUUUGGUGUAGUUGGCGGAAGCUUCCUGCUUUUUUGGUGGCUUGAGGAUUAUAAAAUUGGAAGACCAGUUGUUGCUAAGCAGUUUCCCAGAGAUGGACCCCACUACCUGUUUACUGCAAAAGAAUAAAGUAGAACUUUCAAGAUAUGUGUAAUAUUAUGUUGAAAAUAGAUUGAUUCAUUAAA